AGUCGUUAAAAGUUAAAACCGUCAGUUGUGUUGUGGACGCGAAUACGCGAACAUAGACGAUUAAUGUAAACGGUGAAUUGUUUUUUAUUUUCGAUAUUUAAAUAAGUGGUAAUUGAUACAGAUAGUGUGUGCUUACUUUAUUUAAAAAAACAUAUUUAAAAGUGUUACUUCAUUUCAUCGCUAAAGGAGAUUCGUUCGCGCUGUCAACAUGAACGCGUUGUGUGUUGUUUUUCUCAUUUUGUCCGUCACCUUAGUCCUGGUGUCCAACGCGAAUGUACCAGUAAGGUCUGAUGCCGAGUGCCCUCUAGAGGACAACCCAAAAACUAUAGAUGGGAAAGUCGUACACAACGUUACUCGGACGACUGCGUGUGUGAACGGCAGGCGGAUGGCAGGCUGCUGCGUGACGCGAGGCUCCUGCAACUUCAGCACCGACCACAUAGACCUCACCCUGUAUGGACCUCCUGGAUUCCGGAUGAUUUGCCAUGAUGUAUGCUGUCCCAUGAAGUAUAUUCUACCAAUAACAAUAUCGAAUUCUACGGAUUCCGACAGCGAAGACAACGAUUUAGAUAGUGAUAGUAAUGAAAGUGAUUAAAAUUUUUAAAAAUAUAAAAAAUGUACUUUAGGCUAAAAUUAUUUUAGCAAAAAUGAUCUCUAAUUUGCACUUAGGUAGCCAGCUACUUACUUAUCUACCUACAAAUCAAUAUUUUCCGAGUCUGUGAUCAUAAUAAAACAAUGCAUGAAUUUAAAAACAAUGACAAUGAAACACAACUUCAAAACUUUUGACACAGAGUAGCUAUUCAAAAAGCACCAUGCAAAACUAGAUGAUAGUUUUAUGUACCAACAUAAUAACAUUAAUAUUUGUUAUUGCAGUAAAAAUCAAUCAAAACACAACACAAAUGUUACAAAAAACAUAC
Messenger RNA from Spodoptera litura, 914 nucleotides. RefSeq lists its product as uncharacterized. The record is from RefSeq and is a predicted model, not a curated record. Lineage: Eukaryota; Metazoa; Arthropoda; Insecta; Lepidoptera; Noctuidae.